AUGACUGAGGUGUUGCUUCCUCACCCUGCCCUUGCGCCGUUCUUGCCAGCAAUCAUAGUUCACGCUUUGUCACUCGCAGUUGAGCCUUGUGAAGGUUCGGUUUCUCCGACAGCAGCCAGUUGCUGCAGCAAGGCGCUUUGUGCUGUAGCGAGAGCUGCGGCUGGCAUCGCCACUGUGGAUUAUCGUCGAGCCUCUCCAGACGAAGCAGUUGCGGUGCUUUGCAGUGCAUUCCCUCGCGUUGGCGCUGCUGCGCCUUUCGAUCAUGAAAGCAAGGAGUACUGGCUAUGCGCCCUGGUGGACACCUUAUGCAUGUUCCUUCGGCUGCCCAAUGCAGAAAUAGGACCAAGAGAGAUUGCAACUCUGUGGAGCCGCUUGGUGGUCAGGCCUGUUUUUGGCCUCUCAGUGUCCUUUGCAGCUGGCCAGUACUUCAAGUUGGCGUUCCUUGCUCAGCCAUCCCCUUCUGGAACAAUUUUGGCUCCUUUUCUGGCGGCUCCAAACCCACCGCACGAGAUCACCUUGGCGUUCUUGUCUCUCUACCGGCCUGCAUGCCUUCAGGAAGAACAUCCACCAACACCUCCGAUCCGCCUGUUCCCGCAGGUUGCUAGUGAUCCCCAGGAACCAGAUCUUGGGCUGACACAUUCUCCGCCCCGCCUGCCGCAACCCUUGCGACAUUCAUUGAGCUCUGAUGACAACGAGAACUUUUUAGACCUCGGGACUGGCACCUCCUUGGUAAAGGCUGCAGCUAGUGCAGGCAUCACAAUGUCUGACCCCUCUACAUCCGUUCCACGAAUGCGCUUGGAUCGAGUCCAGGCAGCAAUGCAAAGUUCUCAAGGCUCUGGGCUGCUCGGCGAGCUUACUGUUUAUGAUGCCACAGAGCGCCGCCUGUGGGAUGAAUUCGAUGAGCUCGGUAGAAUCGAUGAUACUGAAGCUCUUCGACAGAGAGAUGAAGCUGCGCACCGAUGUCUGGCGGCGUUGGACCGUGAGAUAGACGCAGUUGGUCGGGCAGGAAGGGAACUUCCAUCCGCCUUGACAGAGGCAAGGGCAAAGUUCUCCUUGCUGUGCCAGCUUGCGGAGGAAGGUGCAGCUACAAAGGCUGCCCAACGAAUCAGCCGUGUAGAGAAGUCCUUUGCCAAAGCGGAGGAUGAUCUAAUAGCUGCGACCUCUUCUCAUCGCCGAUCUUUGGCCUGCUGCCGCAGACAAGGUCAAGCCCCUCCAGCUUCGGAGGCUGUCUCGGCAGCGCGUGCAACUUUGACCCGUGUGCAUUUGGAACUUGUGAAGGAGAUACGGCUGGCAGCGCAAUUUGCCCAGCUGGGUUUGGUCGAGAUUACUGGCCUCCCUGGCUUUGCGCGAGCCAUCCGGGCUGCUGGUCCAGUGCAUGCGGAUCCACUGCUAGAAAGGCUCCUGCGCCACAGCCGCUGGUGUGAUCAACAGGCCAACUGGGAUCCUGUGGAGGAUCCUGUACCAGAAAAUCAGGCUCCCGCAAUUAUGGCCGGGGGGAAGUUGACGAACCUGGCUAAUGCCGAGGCAAUGCUGGAGAACUUGGAACUUACAACUGUCGACCAAAGAAGUGGUAUUUCUUCCAUUGGAAGCUCUGGAAGACACAAGUUGGUACAAAAAGCUGCCCAGGCAGUGGUUCUCAAGCAUUUUGUGGCUGAAGAGAAGGAUAGCUGCUUACAAGAGGUCAGGGCUUUGCAGAAGCUGAAGGAUCACCCAAAUGUCAUCAAGUUGCUGAAGGCUAUGAAGUCUGGAGAUGGCAGCAUUUAUUUGGAGCUGCCUUUAUGCGCUGGUGGCAGCAUGCUUCAGUGGUGUGAGAAAUUUGGCCGUGCUGUGAUCCAAGGGGAUCCUGACACCUUCGUGAGGUGCUUGUCCAUAUGGAGGCAAAUAUGGCAGGCAAUCGGCUAUUUGCACAUGGAUGGUGUAUGGCAUGGUCGUCUAACACUUGAUACAAUGCUCCUGACAGCGGAGCAGCGUCCGAUCUUGACUGACUUCAGGUGCAGUGUGGUGGCUGGCCAGUCAGGGCAGAGGUUGUCACCGCCGCCAGACUAUGCUGCUCCUGAACUUGAGGCCAAGGCUUUGGCUCCUACAGCUGCCAGCGAUGUUUACUCGGGUGGAGUAGCAAUGGCUAAGGCUUUCAUGGGGCUGGAUUUGCAGGUUGCAUCUUGCCUGUACCAUCCGACUAGGGGGGCAAAGAUCUUUGCCCGAAGAGCGUACCGAUGUGGAUGUGGCUGA
This is a messenger RNA of Durusdinium trenchii, 2229 nucleotides long. NCBI's taxonomy places the organism in Eukaryota, Dinophyceae, Suessiales, Symbiodiniaceae. The record is from the annotation of a GenBank genome assembly.